CGUAAUUUUAAUUUCACAAUGAUUUUCUGGUAAUAGCCAUACAACUGAUCAAAGCUAAUUUUUGUAUACUGUGCUUACACGCUUGUUCUGGAAUUCUUUCCACUAACAAGACUGGAAGAUGGAGACAGUGUCAAAUGGCGAGCCUAAUGGUGUCGUUAUGAAUGGAGAUGAAGAUGUGCCAAAGUCACCUGGUUCAUCAAAUGGAGAGAAUCGGCUACAUGGAUUGUGUGAAAUGGUGAAGAAAUGUAUCACAUUGGCAGGAAUAACUCCAGAUAUGUGGAAUGAUGAUCAUAUACCUAUGAUGGGAAAAUUCUUUUCUGAUCCAAAUACAAGAUUGCUUGUUAUUUACAUUGAUAAGCUUAAUGGUCUGACAGUCGAUGUUACAGUUCCAAAUCAUGAGAAUGCCAAUGAGAUUGCUUACUUUAUCAGCAAAGAAAAAGCUAAUGAGAUUACAGAAGAUAAUUUUCAUGAAGUAGUGCAGUGGGGAAAUGUACGAGGUGGAUAUCUGGAAGGUUUACUUCGUAUCAUGAACACAAUCUAUGCACCUAUGUUCUUCAGAAAUAAAACAUGGCCUGACAGCAUCAAGAACGAUUUCAGUUCACAAUUACACAGAUUUCUGGCAAGUCUCACAGACAUAAAGCACAAAACACAAGGCAAAACUGUAUUGUACAUUCCUAAUGAAGGCCUCUCACAAGAACCGGAAAUACCUGCGAAAGACAAAGAGUUUGUACAAAGGCUUGAAACUGCAAUGAUUCAUUGGACUCGACAAAUCAAAGAAGUAUUGAAUGCACAAGAUGCUUUAGAAACAUCAGAAAGUUCCGGUCCAUUAGAAGAACUUGAAUUCUGGAAUAAUAGAUGUAUUGAUUUAUCAGGUCUAAGUGAACAACUGGACAAACCUGGUGUGAAAAGAAUUCAGAAAAUUCUCGAACUUGCAAAAUCUUCGUACGUUGCACCUUUUAGGAAAUUAUCAAAGUUGAUCCAAGAUGGUUCUGCACAAGCUCAGAGUAAUCUUCGCUUCCUUUCAAUAUUAAAAGAACCUUGUGAGGAACUCAUAAAAGCAACACCACAAAAGGUUCCAGGAAUUCUACCAAAACUUGUCAGUUAUAUUCGUGUCAUCUGGUCCAAUUCAGAGUUCUACAACACCAGGGAACGUCUUACUGCUCUUUUCCGUAAGCUGAGUAAUGACGUCAUCCGAGUUUGCUGUCGAGAGAUUUCACUGGAUCGAAUAUUUGAAGGAUUUGUUAAUAGCAGUAUGGUGUCACUAGAGAGCUGUAUUGAUUGUUGUUUGGCAUGGAAGGAGAUUUACAGGAAUAAUUCAAUUAUUCAUCACAAAUUUUCUGACAAACGAUGGGUUUUGGAUCAAAGUUCAAUAUUUGCUCAAGUUGAUGCUUUUAUACAAAGAUGUCGCGAUUUAUUGGAAGUUUGUGAAUGUCAAAGACAUUUUGCAAGAAGGAAAGAUGGUGACAGAACUCCACUACCUUCCUUCUCUGGUCAACGUGGCCCAGAAAUUGCUCGUAGUUUAUUAGAAAUUGAAGGAACAUUUGAUAAACAUCUUCAGAUAUUAAGAACUGUCAAAAAAGGAAUUCUUGAUGUUAAGAAUACAUCUUGGCAUGAUGACUAUAAUAGGUUCCGCACAGGUGUAAAAGAUCUUGAAGUGAUGACACAGAACCUCAUAACAUCUGCAUUUGAAACAGUCAGUACAGUGGAAGAAGGUGUUAUGUUGUUGGAUGUUUUUCAGAGCUUCUCAGGAAGAGAGUCGAUCAAGAGAACGAUUGACAAGAGGACAGUGGAGGUUUACUCAGUUUUCAAUGAAGAACUAAACAAUGUUAAGAAGGAAUUGAGCUCAAAAGCUACAAAUCUGUUGCCAUGGCAAGCCAAGUAUGCAGGGGCUGCUCAUUGGGCUCGGGCAUUGAAGCGUAGAAUUGAUCGCCCAAUGGAGGUGUUAAACAAUGCAUUUUUCCUUCCUGAAAUUGGUCUUGGACAAGAAACAAGAACAGCAUAUACACAACUUGCUCAAGCCCUAGAUGAAUUUGUUCGUAAAACUUUCAAUGAAUGGACAAGCACUGUGGAUGACCAAUGUAUCAGAAAACUGGACAGGUCACUUAUGCAAAAAGGAGCAGUCACAAAGGAUAUGCUCAAUAUGAAUUUCGACAAAGACUUGCUCAAAUUAUUCAAUGAAAUUCACUACUGGGAGAGAUUGAUGUUUGAGAUUCCACAUUAUGUUAAUGAUGUUUACAUGAAGAGAGAGGAAUUAAGAAAUUUGAGAGAACAUGUUCUUUUAGUUGUGCGAGAUUACAAUCGCAUCAUAUCAGUGUUAUCUGUUGAAGAACGAGGUUUGUUUCGUGAAAGAAUUCGAUCUCUUGAUAAAAAGAUACGACCUGGACUUUCGAAACUCACUUGGGCUUCAAAAGGAAUUUCUGAAUUCUUUGUUGGUGAAUGUCGUGGUCAUGCUAAAAAGGUUCAAAGCAUUGUUGAUGAUUACAAAUCUGCAAAUCUAUCGAUUGCAAGAUCUUGUAGAAAGAUCAGUGAAUUACUCCUUGUUCAUCUGGAUGGAAAAAGAAUUUAUGAGGAUCUUGAAUUUCAAGAUGAUCAAUUCAAACAUCGUGAUAAUAUGCAGAAGAAGUUGGAUGCAUGUCAUGCUGGUAUAAUAGCUACAAUGAAAAGCACUUAUAAAGUAUUCAUGUCAGAUGGACCUGAAGUCUACCAACACUGGGUUCGAUACACAGAACGCAUGGAUCAGCAUGUUGAAGAUGCAUUCAGAUUGAAUAUCAAAUGGUCAUUGCAAGAAAUUGCUAAAGCAGUCAGCGAUGACUCAAAAACAACACCUAAUCCAUUGUUCAGAGUCAAAGUUGUUUUGAUACCAGGCAAAAAUAAUGUUCCGCAGGUUGAAUUUUCACCAACUCUACAUCAACUUGCAAGUAUUGUGAGCAAUGUCAGCAUGCAACUCACAUCUGCCAUUGCUCAUUUUAAAAGAUUACCUGAAUUGUUGACAAGAAUGAAGAGACAACAAUUGUUUGAACACAAAGAUCCUAUUUUUGCUAUCAUUGAGAGAGAUGAUGAAACUCGUAAAAUCCAGCGAACAAUUCAUGAUGGAAUGGAGAGCAAUGCUGCAAGAUUGGAAGAAUAUCUUUCAACCUGGGGUAUUUAUAAAGAGAUUUGGGAAAUCAAUAAAGAUGCUUUCAUCAGACGAUAUCAACGUUUGGAUCCCCCAGUUUCCAGUUUCGAUUCUGAUGUUGCUAGAUACACAGAAGUCAGUAACAAUGUGCAAAAGGAAGAGACAGUUCUCAACAUUCAAUUUGUUCUUGUUGAUUGUUCUCCGCUCAAGUUUGCAAUGCUUUCCCAUUGUAAUGAAUGGCAGAAUAAAUUCACAACUCUUCUACAAGAAAUGGCAACAGCAAGAUUAACAGAAUUGACAACUUUCUUGAAGACAAAUGCAGAGAAGGUUAGUCAACCUCCGAAGACAUUGGACGAAUUGGGAGAUAGUCUUGAUCUCUGGGAGAAAUUAAACUCUGAGCGAACAAAAACUGAAUCAAAGAUUCAACCAAUUCAUGAGCAAUUUGGAAUUUUGGAAAAGUAUGAAGUACCUGUGCCAGAUGAGACAAUGCAAAUGCUUCAUCAACUGAAUGAUGAAUACAUGAAAUUUCAACAAUGUUUGUUUGAUGCUGAUAUUAUGUUGAAAAAACAUAAAGAAAAAUUCAAGUCCGGUCUAUUGACACAAGCAGAAGAAUUCCGUAAACAUGUUGGAGGUCUUUGCUCUGACUUUCUACAACAAGGACCAUUUACCAGUAACUUUACAAGCGAAAAAGCCUUGGAGCUCAUUGGCAAUUUCAAGAAGAAUGUUAAUGAUCUAAAAUUGCAAGAAGUAUCAUUGAGAAGAGGACUCGGAAUUUUUAAAAUUGAGCAACAACCUUCAAAAGAUUUAACCGGGCUCGAUAAAGAUCUGGAUCAUAUUGAACAGAUUUGGGAAUUAACGAAAGAAUGGGAAGGAUUAUGGGACGAAUGGAAAGUUGGACAAUUCAAAGAUCUUGUUACAGCUGAUAUGGAGAUGACGGCUCAAGGAUUGUAUAAGAAAUUGAAUAAAUUGAGCAGAGAACUCAAGGAUAAACAUUGGGAAAUUGUCGAUUCAUCCAAGAAUAGAAUUGAUCAGUUUAAACGUACAAUGCCACUGAUUACUGAUCUGAAGAACGAUGCUAUGAGAGACAGACAUUGGGCCCAAAUUAAGACCGAGCUUCAAAGGCCGUUCGAUCACACCAGUGAAACUUUCACUUUGGAGAAGAUAAUCGAACUCGGACUCGAUGCAUUUGCCGAACAAAUCUCAGAAAUUUCUGGAGCUGCAAGCAAGGAGUUGGCAAUUGAAGAGACAUUGCAAGAGAUUGAAAAUGUGUGGGGUGAAGUUGUCAUGGAUAUUAUACCAUACAAAGAAAGAGGACAUUUUCGUCUCCGUGGCACGGAUGAAAUCUUCCAACAACUUGAAGAUAAUCAAGUUACAUUGUCAACAAUGAAAGCAUCAAGAUAUGUAAAAGCCUUUGAGAAAACUGUAGAUAUGUGGGAACGUACUUUAUCUCUCAUCAUGGAAUGUGUUGAAAUGAUUCUGACUGUCCAGAGACAAUGGAUGUAUUUGGAGAAUAUUUUCCUCGGUGAAGACAUUCGUAAACAGCUUCCUAGAGAAUCAGCUGAAUUUGAUGAAGUGAAUGUGAAUUGGAAAGUAAUCAUGACAAGAUUACAUAAAGAUAACAAUGCAAGGAGAGGAACUCAUCAUCCAGGAAUGCUUGAACAGCUCAACGACAUGAACACAAAGUUGGAAGAAAUCCAGAAAUCAUUAGAUAUGUAUCUUGAAACAAAGAGACAGAUAUUUCCAAGAUUCUAUUUCUUGUCAAACGACGAUUUAUUGGAGAUUCUCGGUCAAUCUAAGAAUCCUGAAGCUGUUCAACCACAUUUGAAGAAAUGUUUCGAUAACAUUAAGACAUUACAAAUGAAGAAAGCUGGACACGGACAUAAAAUUGAAGCUGUUGGAAUGUAUUCUUCUGAAGGAGAACAUGUGGAAUUUGGCAAUCCUGUAUUGUUGGAAGGUCCUGUUGAAGCCUGGCUAUGUGAUGUUGAACGCACAAUGAGAUGGACGUUGAAAGAAGUCCUCAAGCAAACUAGACUCGCACUCAAAAAAUUUUUGAGCAAAAGAGAUAAGUGGAUGAGAGAAUGGCCAGGACAGCCUGUUAUCACUGCAAGUCAAAUUCAAUGGACAGCAGAUUGUACAAAAGCUUUGAACACUGUGAAAGAGAGAGGAGAUAAGAAAGCUUUGAAGAGCAUUAAGAAAAAACAGGUGUCCAUGCUGAACAAGUAUUCAGAAGCAAUUCGUGGUAAUUUGAACAAAAAUCAGCGUUCGAAAGUUGUUGCUCUUGUGACAAUUGAAGUUCAUGCUCGUGAUGUCAUUGAUAAAUUGAUUAAAACCAACACAAAUGAUGUCACAGCUUUUGAAUGGCUUCAGCAACUCAGGUUAUACUGGGACAAGGAUAUUGAUGAUUGUGUAGUUCGACAAACCAACACACAGUUUCAGUAUGGUUAUGAAUAUCUUGGUAACUCAGGACGACUCGUCAUUACACCACUCACAGACAGAUGUUACAUGACAUUGACAACUGCAUUACAUUUGCAUAGGGGUGGAAGUCCGAAAGGACCUGCUGGUACAGGAAAAACUGAAACUGUAAAAGAUCUUGGUAAGGCUCUGGGAAUGUAUGUUAUUGUUGUCAAUUGCUCGGAAGGUCUGGAUUACAAGAGCAUGGGAAGAAUGUACAGUGGAUUGGCACAGACUGGAGCAUGGGGAUGUUUUGAUGAAUUCAAUCGCAUCAACAUUGAAGUAUUAUCUGUUGUUGCCCAGCAAAUUUUGUCCAUUCUGUCAGCACUUGCAGCGGGUCAUCAGAGAUUUGUGUUUGAAGGAAGAGAAAUCAAUUUAAUUUGGUCUUGCGGAAUUUUCAUCACAAUGAAUCCAGGAUAUGCUGGUCGUACGGAACUGCCGGACAACUUAAAAUCAAUGUUCAGACCAAUUGCUAUGGUUGUUCCUGAUUCUGGUUUGAUUUCUGAAAUUAUUCUCUUUGGUGAAGGAUUUGGAAAUUGCAGGGUUCUGGCAAAAAAAGUGUUCACUCUCUAUUCUCUUGCUAUUCAACAACUUUCUAAACAAGAUCAUUAUGAUUUUGGACUCCGUGCUCUCGUCUCUGUGCUCAGAUAUGCCGGUAGAAAGAAAAGAUCAAAUCCUGACAUGUCUGAUGAAGAAAUCCUUCUUCUUGCGAUGAAAGACAUGAACGUUGCCAAACUCACAGCAGUUGACUUGCCAUUAUUUAACGGAAUUGUCAGUGAUUUAUUCCCUGGAAUUGACUGUCCUGUCAUUGACUAUGGAAAACUUCGUGAAGCCAUCGUCACCGAAUUAAAAGCGAAUAAACUACAAGUAUUGGAUCACAGUGUUUUGAAAGUCAUUCAACUUUAUGAAACAAAGAAUUCACGACAUUCUGUCAUGAUUGUUGGUCAAACUGGUGUCGGAAAAUCAGUAACUUGGAGAACAUUGCAAGCUUCACUCACAGCAAUGAAAAAAGCUGGCAACAAUGACUUUAACAUUGUUAAGGAUUUCCCCAUUAAUCCCAAAGCUCUCUCUCUCGGAGAGUUGUAUGGUGAGUUUGACCUGAGUACAAAUGAGUGGACAGACGGUGUACUGUCAAGCGUAAUGAGACAGACUUGCGCCGAUGAGAAACCGGACGAGAAAUGGUUGGUUUUUGAUGGUCCUGUCGAUACAUUAUGGAUCGAAAGCAUGAAUUCAGUUAUGGAUGACAACAAAGUAUUAACAUUGAUCAAUGGUGAAAGAAUCAGCAUGCCUGAUCAGGUUUCCUUGCUUUUCGAAGUUGGUGACCUUGCUGUGGCAUCUCCUGCUACCGUCAGCAGAUGUGGAAUGGUUUAUUUUGAUUACCGAGAUCUUGGUUACAAACCUUUCAUUGAUUCGUGGCUUCAGAAGAAAACAGAUAAGACCAUGGUGUCUGUACUUCGUGAAGUGACUGAUAAAUAUCUGGAUAAAGUUUUAGAUUUUAAAACUCACAAUUGUAAAGAACUUGUGUCAAUUCCUGAACUCAAUGGAAUUCAAUCACUCAGUCACUUAUUUGAUGUUCUUGCAAUUCCAGAAAAUGGGGUAAAUCCUCACGAUGGAGAGAACUAUGUGAGAAUGAUUGAAUUGUUUUACUUGUUCUCAUUGAUUUGGUCGGUUGCUGCUGCUGUUGAUGAAGAUGGAAGAAGAAAAAUGGACAACUUUUUACGAGAAUUAGAAGGAAGCUUUCCCAACAAGGACACAAUCUAUGAAUACUAUGUUGAUACAAAGAACAGAACGUGGGCAAGUUUUGAAGAUAAAUUACAGAAAGGAUGGAGAUAUCCACCAAAUGCACCAUUCCAUCGUAUCAUGGUACCAACUGUGGACACUGUUCGUUAUGAUUUUCUGGUGACACAACUUAUAACAAAAGGUGUUCCUGUACUUCUUGUUGGUCCUGUUGGAACCGGUAAAACUUCUGUUGCUCAAACUGUUCUGCAAAAACUAGAUGCAACUAAAUACAACACUCUGACCAUCAACAUGUCAUCACAGACGUCGUCAAACAAUGUUCAAGAUAUUAUCGAAAGUCGGGUCGAAAAAAGAACCAAGGGUGUUUAUGUUCCACUUGGAAGUAAAAAGAUGAUUACGUUCAUGGAUGACUUGAACAUGCCAGCUAAAGAUACAUUUGGAAGCCAACCUCCUCUUGAAUUAAUGAAGUUAUGGGUUGAUUAUGGAUUCUGGUACGACAGGGCAAAACAAGUUUCAAAAUACAUCAAGGACAUGUAUCUACUUGCUGACAUGGGACCACCUGGUGGUGGAAGACAAGUUAUAUCUCAACGUUUCCAGAGUAGAUUCAAUCUCAUCAACAUGACUUUCCCAAGUGAAACCCAAAUCAAACGAAUCUUUGGAACAAUGAUCAAUCAAAAACUGCAAGAUUUUGAAGAAGAUGUCAAACCUAUUGGUGAUAUCAUCACUCAAGCAUCUAUUGACGUCUACAGACUUGUUGUUGAGAAAUUUCUGCCGACUCCAGCAAAAAUUCAUUACUUGUUUAAUUUGAGAGAUAUUUCAAAGGUUUUCCAAGGAUUACUUCGAGCACACAAGGAUUUUCAUGACACCAAACAAAGCAUGACGAGAUUGUGGAUUCAUGAAUGUUUCAGAGUAUUUUCGGAUCGUCUUGUUGAUAUUCAUGAUAAUGAAGCUUUCAUCGCUAUGUUGAGCGACAGACUUGGAACAUUGUUUGAUCAAACUUAUCAUAAUCUGUGUCCAAACAAACAACCACCAGUUUUUGGUGAUUUCCUCAAUGCAAAUGGUAUUUACGAGGACUUGGCAGAAUUUGGACUUGUUAAAAAAUAUAUGGAAGACCAGUUGGAAGAUUAUAACAUGACACCAGGAAUGGUUGGAAUGGAUUUAGUUUUGUUCAAGGAUGCUAUUGAACAUGUGGCUCGAGUUGUGAGAGUCAUUCGGCAGCCUCGUGGCAACAUGCUUCUCAUUGGUAUUGGUGGUUCGGGUAGACAGAGUUUAUCUCGACUUGCAGCUUACGUUUGUGAAUAUACUACUUUCCAGAUUGAGGUUACAAGACAUUAUAGGAAACAGGAAUUCAGAGAUGAUCUGAAGAGACUUUACUUCCAAGCUGGUGUUGAGAACAAACAAACUGUUUUCUUAUUCGUUGAUACCCAAGUUGUUGAUGAAAUAUUCUUGGAAGACAUCAAUAAUAUAUUAAGCAGUGGUGAAGUUCCAAACCUGUACAAGCCUGAUGAAUUUGAAGAAGUUAAGACUGCAUUGGAAGCUGAUGCAAAGAAGGAAGGCAUUGCUGAAACGCCUGAUGCAAUGUUCAGAUUUUUGAUUGAAAGAGUUCGAGCAAAUCUUCAUCUUAUUUUAUGCAUGAGUCCUGUUGGAGAUGCUUUCAGAAAUCGUAUUCGACAAUACCCAGCAUUUGUGAAUUGUACAACAAUUGAUUUAUUCACUGAAUGGCCCCACGAUGCUUUACUUGAAGUUGCAGAGAGAUAUCUUGAAAGUAUGAAUCUCGGUUCUGCAGAAGAUAUUCACAAAAAUGUGGCAACUGUCUUUGUGACAAUGCAUCGUUCUGCUGUUGAUUAUUCAGAGAAAUUAUUGUUUGAAUUGAAGAGACAUAAUUAUGUGACACCAACUAACUAUCUUGAACUUGUCUCUGGAUACAAAAUUCUACUUGCUGAGAAGAGAAAAGAGCUUGGUGAUCAAGUUAGUAAAUUGAGAAAUGGAUUGUUCAAAAUUGAUGACACAAGAUCAAAAGUGGAAGCUAUGUCUGUUGAAUUGGAAGAAGCUAAAAUCAAGGUUGCCAAGUUUCAGAAAGAAUGUGAAGAAUAUUUAGUUGUAAUCGUUCAACAAAAACGAGAAGCAGAUGAACAACAGAAAGCAGUUGCAGCUCAUAGUGAAAAAAUUUCUGCUGAAGAAAUUAAAUGUAAACAAAUGGCUGAAAAUGCACAAAGAGAUCUUGAUGAAGCAGUACCAGCAUUGGAAGAAGCUAUGAAGGCAUUGGAAGCAUUGAACAAGAAAGACAUCACUGAAAUCAAGUCAUAUGGUCGACCACCAGCUCUUGUUGAAAUGGUAUUGCAAGCUGUUAUGAUAUUGAGAGGAAGUGAACCGACAUGGGCUGAAUCAAAAAGACAACUUGGUGACCAGAAUUUCAUCAAACAAUUGGUUAACUUCGAUAAGGAUAACAUGUCCGAUCGAGUCUUGAAGAAGAUUGGCCAGCAAUAUGUUGCACAUUCAGAAUUCCAUCCUGACAAUGUUGGAAGAGUGUCAACAGCCGCAAAGUCUCUCUGCAUGUGGGUGAGAGCAAUGGAAAUUUAUGGUCGUAUUUAUCGUGUAGUAGAACCUAAACGUCAAAGAUUAUCAAUGGCACAAGAACAACUUGCGGAAAAACAAGCGUCCCUGGCUGAAGCUCAACGCAAGCUUCAAGAAGUUACUGAUAAAAUGGAACUACUGAAGAAACAGUAUGAGGAAAAAACUAAGCAGAAGGAGGAACUUCGCAGGAAAGCAGAAGAAACUGAAAUUAAGUUGGACAGAGCUGGAAAACUAGUAUCAGGUCUUGCCGGUGAAAAAAUUCGUUGGGAAGCAACAGCUGAAAAACUAGAAGAAUCUCUCGGAUAUUUAGUGGGGGAUUGUUUGAUUGCAUCUGCAUUCUUGUCAUACAUGGGUCCAUUCCUCAGCAAUUAUAGAGAAGAAAUGGUGUCGAAAAUAUGGUUAAAACAGGUUCGAAGUUUAAAUAUACCAUGCACUCCCAGUUUCACGUUUGCUGAAUUUUUAUCAAAACCAACAAUUGUUCGAGACUGGAACAUACAAGGAUUACCAUCAGAUUCAUUCUCAACUGAGAAUGGCGUCAUAGUAACUAGAGGAGAUAGAUGGCCCCUUAUGGUUGAUCCGCAAGGCCAAGCGAUAAAAUGGAUCAAAAAUAUGGAAUUGAAACGUGGUUUGAAAAUUAUUGAUCUUCAACAACAUGAUUAUUUGAGAACAUUGGAGAAUUCAAUUCAGUUUGGAACUCCUGUGUUACUGCAGAAUGUACAGGAAGAAUUGGAUCCAUCACUUGCUCCUAUCUUAAACAAAGCUCUGACAAAAGUUGGCGGCCGCACACUGAUUCGUCUUGGGGAUAAAGAGAUUGAUUUUAACCCUGAUUUCAAGUUUUACAUCACAACUAAAUUAUCAAAUCCUCAUUAUCCACCGGAAAUUUCGACAAAGACUUCUAUCGUUAACUUUGCUGUGAAAGAACAAGGUCUGGAAGCUCAGUUACUUGGUACUGUCGUCAGAAAAGAAAGACCCGAACUGGAGGAACAGAAAGAUACAUUGGUCAUCAACAUUGCCGCUGGAAAGAAGAAAAUUCAGGAAUUGGAAGAUGAAAUUCUGAGAUUAUUGAAUGAAGCUCAAGGGUCAUUGUUAGAUGAUGAACAACUAGUCAACACUCUCCAUUCAUCAAAAAUAACGUCUGCUGAUGUCACAGAACAACUUGUCGUUUCAGAACAAACUGAGAUAAAGAUUGAUGCAGCUCGUGAAGGUUACAGAGCUUGUGCACAGAGAGCUUCUAUCUUAUUUUUUGUGUUGAACGACAUGGGAAGGAUUGAUCCUAUGUAUCAAUUUUCAUUGGAUGCCUAUAUUGAUUUAUUCAACCAAUCGAUUGAUAGAAGUCAAAAAUCACCAAAACUUGCAAGUCGUAUCGAAUAUUUGAACGAGUAUCACACUUAUGGUGUUUACAGAUUCACAUGUCGCGGACUGUUUGAAAAACACAAAAUGUUGUUCAGUUUUCAAAUGUGUGCAAAAAUAUUGGAAGCAGCUGGCAAAUUGAAUAUGGAUGAAUACAAUUUCUUCUUACGUGGUGGAAUUGUUCUGGACAGAGAAGGACAAAUGGACAAUCCAUGUCCACAAUGGUUGGCUGAUUCAUGUUGGGAUAACAUCACUGAACUUGAUAAAUUAACCAAUUUCCACGGUAUCAUGUCAUCAUUUGAACAACAUCCAAGAGACUGGCAUACUUGGUUCACAAGUGCUGAACCUGAAAAUGCUCCUCUACCUGGUGAGUGGGACAACACGUGUAAUGAACUGCAACGUAUGUUGAUUGUUCGAUCUCUCAGAUCAGACAGAGUGUCGUUCUGUUCUACGAGUUUUAUCGUAAAUAAUCUUGGAGCAAAAUUUGUUGAACCACCAGUACUUGAUAUGAGACAAGUUAUUGAUGACAGCACAACGAAAAGUCCACUUAUUUUCGUUCUCUCUCCUGGCGUGGAUCCAACCAGCGGUCUUCUACAACUUGCUGAACAAUGUGGAAUGGCUCACAGAUUCCAUGCGUUGUCAUUGGGUCAAGGUCAAGCUCCUAUUGCUACAAGGAUGAUUAAAGAAGGAGUAAAAGAUGGAAACUGGGUUUUCUUGGCAAAUUGCCAUCUGUCACUAAGUUGGAUGCCUCAGUUGGAUAAGUUGGUUGAACAAUUACAGAUUGAAGAACCAAAUCCAGAUUUUCGUUUAUGGUUGAGUUCAUCUCCUCAUCCUGAUUUCCCUAUUUCAAUUUUGCAAGUUGGAAUAAAGAUGACAACUGAGCCUCCUAAGGGAUUGAAAGCCAACAUGAAGCGUUUGUAUCAACUUGUUACCGAACCAAUGUUUACUCGAUGUGUGAAGCCUUCUAAAUAUAAGAAACUGUUGUUCUCACUGUGUUUCUUUCAUUCUCUGUUGAUAGAAAGAAAGAAGUUCUUGAUGCUUGGAUGGAAUGUAUUGUAUGGAUUCAAUGAUUCAGACUUUGAGGUGUCUGAAAAUCUUCUUUCCAUUUACCUUGAUGAAUAUGAUGAAACACCAUGGGAUGCUCUAAAAUACUUGAUUGCUGGUGUCAAUUACGGUGGUCAUGUGACUGAUGAUUUUGAUCGACGUUUGUUGCACAGUUACAUCAAUGAUUGCUUCAAUAUGAAUGCUAUUGAAACUACCUUUUUCAAGCUCUCGAGUCUCGACACAUACUACAUUCCUAAGGAUGGACCAAUGAACACAUAUAAAGAAUACAUCAGUAUGUUACCACAAGUUGAUCAUCCUGAAGCAUUUGGACAACAUUCUAAUGCAGAUAUUGCAUCACAAAUCACGGAAGCAAGAAACUUAUUUGAAACUUUGUUGUCAUUGCAACCAAAAGUAGCAACGCAGGCAGGAAUCAGUCAAGAAGAAAAGGUGUUGGAUCUUGCAGCAAAUGUAUUGAAAACACUACCCGAAGAAAUUGAUUACGAAGGAACGGAAAAAAUACUUUCCGAUGAUCCAUCCCCAUUGAAUGUGGUAUUACUACAGGAAAUAGAAAGAUACAACAUAUUACUUCGAGUUAUUCGAACGUCUCUCGUUGAUCUUGAGAAAGGGAUUCAAGGUCUUGUCGUUAUGUCAUCUGAUUUAGAAGAAACGUUCUCUUGUAUAUUUGAAGCAAGAGUACCUCCAAUGUGGGCAAAGGCAUAUCCAUCAUUGAAACCAUUGGCAGCGUGGACUCGUGAUCUUGUAUUGAGAGUCGAACAAUUUGCUAAGUGGGCAGAGACAGCUCAUGCUCCUACAAUAUUCUGGAUGUCUGGUUUCACUUUCCCAACUGGUUUCUUGACUGCUGUUCUACAGACAUCAGCUCGUGCUAAUGCGGUGUCUGUUGAUUCAUUGUCUUGGGAGUUUAUUGUUUCCAUGGUUGAUGAUAAUCACAUCACUGGGCCACCAAAAGAUGGUGUUUGGAUCAAAGGUCUUUUCCUUGAAGGUGCAGGCUGGGAUAAAAAAGCAGCUUGUUUGGUUGAAGCAGCACCCAUGCAACUUACAUGCCCAUUACCCACUAUUCAUUUCAAACCCACCGAAGCCAAAAAGAAAUCUGGCAAAGGAAUGUACAGUUGUCCAUGUUACUACUUUCCAAACCGAUCUGGUACGACUGGACGAGCAUCCUAUGUAGUUUCUGUUGAUUUGAAAGCUGGAUCUGGCAACUCUGAUCACUGGAUUAAACGAGGAACAGCCAUUCUGAUGUCUUUGGAUCAUUAAGCCAUGGAAUUGAUAAAAUUGUACAAAAAUUUUGUGUGUUUUUAGACCUUUUUAGUGAUAAAAUAAUUUCACAUAAUAAAAUAGAGUUUUCACUUUUAUAUUUUUGUGGUUUAACCUUUAAUUCACCACUGUUAUUUUAUUGUCGAUCAAGAAUGGUGUGGAUAUAAAUUCAGAUUUACCUCUCCAUUUGUGCUCAUGCCAUUCUUGAUUGAUCCAUACAUGUAUUUAUUGAUUAUACUGACUCUGUGAUUGAUGGAAAAUGUUCCUUCUUUUUAAGAUAUUUACAAAUAUCAUAUAUUUGAAUAAAAUGUAUAUAUUUUCAUAAAUAA
This is a messenger RNA of Styela clava, 13872 nucleotides long. RefSeq names its product dynein axonemal heavy chain 2-like. Gene Ontology annotation, molecular function: ATP hydrolysis activity; ATP binding; minus-end-directed microtubule motor activity. The record is from RefSeq and is a predicted model, not a curated record. Gene Ontology annotation, biological process: microtubule-based movement. Gene Ontology annotation, cellular component: dynein complex. Lineage: Eukaryota; Metazoa; Chordata; Ascidiacea; Stolidobranchia; Styelidae.